AAAAUAAAAAAUAAAGUACGAGUACAAAAAAAAAAAAAAAAAUUUCAAUAAAUAAGAGGAUGAAUGAUAGGUAAACCUAAUGAAUUCAUCCUAUAAAUACAUGAUCAAUUUUGAUGGAGAUGAUACAUGAAUAAAUAUACGGAGUACUAUACAGUUACUACCUUUGAGAAACCCACGAUCCUUCUAUGGCUUCCUCCGAUUCUCACCGCAACAAUGGCGAUCCUUUAGAGGAGGAAGACGAAGAAGAAUACGAAGAGGUUGAGGAAGAAGAGGAGGUUGAAGAAGAAGAAGAAGAGGUAGAAGAAUACGAGGAGGUUGAAGAAGAAGUAGAAGAGGAGGAAGAAUUCGAAGAGGUUGAAGAAGAAGUUGCAGAAGAGGAAGAAGAUAAAGUUGCAGAUGAUGAUGUUGAGGAAGAGGAGGAAGAAGUAGAAGAAGAAGAGGUUGAAGAAGAAGAGGAAGAAGAUGAGGAAGAGUACGAGGAGGUUGAGGAAUACGAAGAGGUUGAAGAAGAAGUAGAGGAAGAAGUAACGGAUGAUGAAGAAGAUGCAACAAUGGCGGAACAAGGUUCGAAUUUGGGUAAAGAGGAUGCGAAUUUGGCGGAGCGAGAUGUAACAAUGGCGGAAAUCGAAGGCGAUGACAAUGGCGGAGAAGGAGAAGGAGAAGGGGAAAUCAAUGAUGUCGCAAUUGCAAUUGCUCCUACGAAAUCGAAUUCGCCAGAUGACAACCAAGAUGUUGAAACCAAAGGAGGUGAGGUAUGCUUGAGAUCAGGACAUACAAGUGAUGUAAAGUCUGAAGCAAGUAUUCUAUGUGAUACCCGCGCUGCAGAAAUCUGCUGUGACCGAAAUUCAUCACCUAAAUUGCAGAAUGCAGAUGAAUCGGGGACCCCUUCAAUUGAUGUUGGGCGUUACAAAUCUUCAAAAUUGUACAAACAUAUAGCUGGCCCUCUUAGUAAUGGAAGUGAUGCUGUGGAAGAGAAACAGGAGCAUGUAGAACAAUCAAUUCUAGUUUCUGCCUCUGAGACGCAUGUUUCUGCUCCUCAUGCUGUUAGUGAUCAAUUGGGUAAUAUGGAGACUGCUGAUGUCAAGGAUUCUAAGCUGCUUUCUGAGGAGGCAAAUCAUCAUUCCCCGUCAAGACAAGACAUGGACCAUAAGGACUCAAGAUCGUGGUUUCCCCGAGUGAGGUCAAGGAGCUUGUCACCUGGCGCUGAAUGCGAGGAUGGGAGUAAACGACCUGCGAUUAUUUGUGAGUAUUUCGCUAAAGGUUGGUGCAUCAAAGGGAGUUCCUGUAGAUUUCUUCAUAAAAGAGAUCAUGAAAAUGCUACGCAAGUAGAGGGAGGUGUGCUGCUCACUAAAAGUGAGCUUUCACCUGAUAAAGGUUCUGGAGAUAAUGUAGGAAAGGGUAUUCAAAGAGAGCGUGGAGUGGGAUCUCGUCAAUAUGAAGAUACGGAUACGAAUGCCUUGCUUGAGAGAAAGGUUUCAUCUUCCCUAUUUUCUACUGAUUUCAAGAAUUUGCCGUCUUGUAAAGAUGGCCCUAGGCAAGUAGAGGUAGAAGUAGAUAUCUAUAAAGAAAAUCACUCAUCUGAUAAUUUUGGAUCGUCAGUUGCUGAAAGCAGUUCUAUACCACAGCAGAAUUUCUGCUCUAGGUUUGGAUCUUCAAUGAGGGAAUUAGGAGUAUCUUCUGGCUCAGAUUCUAUCUCGAGGUUAGUGGAAGAAUCGGCUGCUAUGCGAAGGCGUUAUUCAUUGGAUGCUCAGAGUUCUGUGCCUUCUUACCAUUUCUCUAGUUGGAAAAACACUUCUUUACUGCGUAGCUCUCCCUUGUAUUCAGGAUCUAAUUCAGGAAAGUAUUCUGAUUCGAGUUAUACACUGGGUGGGCUUCUCUCUUUUAAGUUUAAGAAGGCUUUUACUCCCUAUAACUGGGAGCCAUCUGUCCCCUUUCAAUCCUCCUAUUUCAAACCUCCAGUAAAUAGAUCUUCAGAUGUUCCAUAUGACCCUUUUCGUGAUAGCAUUGAGAAAUCUGAUAUUGGACGUGAAUCCGUUAGGCUUCCUUCAUGUUGUCAAACUCAAGAUGCAAAAAGCAUCUCCGGACAGAUUUCUCCGGAGUUGCCUAGAAGAUUAGAAAUUGAAUCUUGGGACAAAAAUUACAGUGGCCAUGACAAAGUCAUCCCUGCUGUUGAAGCAGAAUCAGCCGCAACUUCUAAUAGUGAUGCUCAAAAUAAGAGUUUGACUGAAGAGGAGAAUCCUAUGGUUCCUGGCAGUGUCAAAGCUAUACUCAAAGCAAGCAGAAGUGUCAAUGAUGGUAACUCUAAGAUACAAAGUGGGGAACUGAAGUUAGAAAAUGGCAGGCAACCUGUUGAAUUAGAUGAGGAAGAAUCUAAGAUAAUAAGGUGUUUUCGUACUGCUCUUAUAGAAUUCGUGAAGGAGUUGAUGAAACCAAUAUGGCAUGAAGGCCGCCUGUCGAAGGAUGUAUAUAAGGUAAUAGUUCAAAAAGCCGAAGACAAGAUUCUGAGCACUUUAAAACCAAAUCAAGUUCCAAAUUCGUCAGAGUUGAUUAAGCAAUAUCUGUCUUUUUCCCGUCCUAAAAUAUUGAAGCUUAUUCAGGCAUAUGUUGACAAAUAUGGCAGAUUUUAGAAGCACAUAAUGGGUCCUGGUUAUUGUACAGUUUUCUCACCUGCUGAGAGCUACAUAUGAGACUCUCCUGAAUAUGACCAGAACCUUAACUUUAUAAAAUGUCAGUGUAGGUAUUUUUCUGGGUGUCUUUUAGGUUAGAACAUUUUUAUGCCUUAAGAAUUUCUUUUGGUCGUACAUUAUGUUGAAGAUUUUUGGACAUUUCAGUGAAGGCCAAGUCAAGUGGAAGCCCUUGGUGUGCAAUAUGUAUUUAUUGCUUUUUUUCUUGCCAUCUUAGUUUCCUUUUAAACGACAAACUUUGAGCAUCAUUUUACCAUAUUGAAACCAAGUCGAUUCUUUAUG
Molecule: messenger RNA, 2966 nt
Organism: Chenopodium quinoa (quinoa)
Lineage: Eukaryota; Viridiplantae; Streptophyta; Magnoliopsida; Caryophyllales; Amaranthaceae
Product: protein FRIGIDA-ESSENTIAL 1-like
Exons: 5
Coding region: 186-2627 (813 amino acids)
Molecular function (GO): metal ion binding
Source: RefSeq, a predicted model, not a curated record